ACAAGGCGAUGAGCUGCGAGGUUCGAAGUGUAACCUAUAGUCCUCGUUGGAGUAGGGUUCUAUAAGGAGCAGGGUCCUAUGCAGUGAUAGCCAUUCCGCGUGAUCUAGACGAGCCAACGAAAAUAGGCAUCCGGAGAAAUGCAGUCAGAGUUCGAAAAGGACUUCCAUGCGCGGCCGGGAAUUUUGGUGUUGUAGCUCCUUGCUCAACGCCGAAAGGGGCGGUGCUCGCGGAGACAAGUAAAGACAACUAUGGAGCCCGGAAAGGACACUGCCUGGGUAGGUAGGAACAUAUAAGGGGCUUCAACGCCCAGGUAUCAGAACUAGUUUGAUCAGACAAUCCACAGAACAAUCUCAUCCCUCAGACACUUGUCUUCUCUGCCUCGAUUAUAACACAAGAACACUUGCUCUAUAUUCCAUAUCCUUCACGAAGCACUCGCUCGUCGCGAAAACAAAUCGUACCAACAACUUCCUAUAUAUCAUCACUAUUCAAAAUGCCACUCACUCUUUGGAGAGACAUUUCGCCCGUUGGCCAAACCCUUCGACAACCUACUAGCAAAUCUCCACAUGUGCUGGUAGUUGGUGGAGGUGUCACUGGACUGAUAUCAUCUUGGGUGCUUCUCGACCGAGGUUACCGCGUUACCAUCGUUAGCAGCGCAUGGGCCAACGACGAACAACGUUUGACAUCCCAGAUAGCCGGUGCUCUCUGGGAAUUCCCGCCGGCUGUUUGCGGUCAACACACAGACAAGAUCUCUCUUGCCCACUCGAAGCAUUGGUCAAUGACUUCAUACCACAUCUGGGAUGGAAUUGCGUCCAUCCCCGCUCUGAGCGAAGCGUCCGGCGUGCGCAUGAUGCCAUCGGACUUUUUCUUUCCUGAUCCCGUAGACAGCGACAAGAGCCAAGUUACCAAGAUGACCGAGAUCAUGGCUAGCGGGGUGAAGGGCUUCUACAGGGGAGCGGACAUAAUGGAUGAAAGGGGAAUUGACCCAUCAUACGGAGCCGUUGAUGCAUACGAGCUUAUGGCCCCGGUCAUCGAUACCGACAAGGCCAUGGGGUGGCUGAUGGAGCUCGUCGAGAGCAAGGGAGCCAACCUUGUUACCGAAACGAUCCAGGAUGACCUUGUCGAGAUCGAGGACUCACUACGGGCCCGCUUUGAAGCCGAUGUCAUCGUCAACUGCACCGGCAUGCAAGGGCAAGUACUCGCCGGCGACGAGAGUGUCUAUCCCAUCAGGGGUGGUCUCAUUCGAGUCAUCAACGACGGGUCGGACUUCCCGAAGGUGGAAGCAGCUCUGACCAUCACGGCAGACGCGGCUCACUCCACUAACGAAAUCAUCUUCCUCGUACCUAGGAAUGACAAUAUUCUCUUGAUCGGCGGUAUAACCGAGCCGCAUGAGUGGAAUCUGGACCUGACACUAGACACGCCUAUCAUUCGCCGGAUGCGGGAGAGGUGCGAGAAAUUCCUGCCUGGCUUAGAAAACGCACGCCUCGACCCCGAGUAUCCGCUGGCGCAAGGUCUACGCCCUUUCCGAGGCCAUAAUGUGAGAGUUGAGCGCGAGCUUCGUCGAACGGGAAGCCGUAUCGUACAUUCCUAUGGGCACGGUGGAGCUGGCUGGAGUCUGUCAUUUGGUUGUGCUCAAGACGUCGCGAUGCUGGUAGACGAGGCCCUCGAUGGUAUCCCAGCUCGACCUAUGAGCGAGACUGUCUUCGAGAGAAAAUCAGGGGGUUUCCAAAGGCCCCACCAACAACGCUGAUGAUUCCAAGCCAUUUGAUUCGCCAAUGAGGCUUUCCUUCAUGCACGUUAUUUCUUCCGUCAUUUUCUAUGGGCGGUGGGGUUUUCUUGGGGAGGGGGGGAGGAGGCUCGGCGUAACAAGUCUACAGAUGGUGUUCU
This is a messenger RNA of Hypoxylon fragiforme, 1885 nucleotides long. Its product is annotated as FAD dependent oxidoreductase. Gene Ontology annotation, molecular function: FAD binding; D-amino-acid oxidase activity. The record is from RefSeq and is a predicted model, not a curated record. The coding region runs from base 492 to 1748 and encodes 418 amino acids. The transcript is spliced from 4 exons. Lineage: Eukaryota; Fungi; Ascomycota; Sordariomycetes; Xylariales; Hypoxylaceae.